Ectocarpus sp. CCAP 1310/34 is the source of this 1754-nucleotide messenger RNA. The record is from the annotation of a GenBank genome assembly. NCBI's taxonomy places the organism in Eukaryota, Phaeophyceae, Ectocarpales, Ectocarpaceae.
GAUGGGCAAAGACGGCGUCCACCCGGGCACCGCCUACACCCUCGUAACUCCCAAGCAAGCUUCUUUCGCGGGGGACCUCGCUUACCAUUUGGAGUCCGCCAAGCAAGCCGUCCCUAAGGAGCUGGAGGCUUUGGCCAAGCAGGGGGGAGGGCGAAGAGGUGGCGGCGGUGGUGGCUUCGGCGAAGGAGGGGGCGGCGGCGGCGGCGGCGGCGGCGGGCGCGGUCGGCAAGGCGGAGGAAUUGGGUUUGUCGCUGGAAAAGGCAACAAGAGCGGUAGCGGUGGCGGCGGCGGCGGCGGGAAGUUCGGCUCCCCGGCGGGCCCGGCGCUUACCUCCGCCGCCGCGGCAGCCGCAACCAAGGGGACCGCCGCCGCUCACAUGCAGCUGCCGCCCUCUCUAAAGCUGAUGGCAGCUAGCGUGGGAGGGGGGGCGACGGCGGCGGCGGCGGCGGGGGGAUCCAGUAAAGGGAGGGUGCACAACCCGAUAGAAGACGCGUACGAUACCAAGGCGCCGUGGAGCCCGGGGUCUAAGCCGAUGUCGGAGCCGGGCUCACCGGCCGCGGGAGCGGCGGCAGGGGGAGGUUCGAACGUGCGGCGCGGGUUGUGGGGCAGGGUUCUCCCGGCCGGCAAGCCGCCGGCGGCCCCGCAGUUUCCGCCUUUGCCCCCCCCGGCGCAGCAGCCGUGGCAGCAGCCGCCGUUGCCCCCGUCGGCACAACCCUCGCAGCCUCCUCUACCCCCGACACAGCCCCCCCUGCCACCUGGGCAGCCCCCUUUGCCUCCGGGGGCACCGGGGGCGGCAACGGGGGGCGGGGGGGGGCCUCCGAGGGCGAGAAAAAGCCGGUGGAGUUAGCGAGCUCCGUCCCUGGCAAUGUUUUUUGCGGUGGUCGUUCAAGCUUGGUGUGGCAUGUCCAUCGGUUGUUUUGUCGAAACUUCUUUCUGUCCGGGAGACUUGCAAUCGAUUCUUGUUUCUGUUUGGCAUGGAUUGCUUGGAAUAGUUGAUUGGUAGUACGUGCUUUACUGCAACGUGUCUUCGUCUCUGUGGUCUGUUGUGUAUUCGCACCUGAUUAUGUAGGGGAGUGGGCAUGGGUUGCUCGAGGUCACAUGGGUGAUCUCUUUGGGAAGUUCUCGCGUUUCGGUUGGACGUUGAUUACGUUGAGGAUGUCCGGCAUCAAAAAGGGUCUUGAUUAUCUGAGCUUUUGACCUUGUCUCCUUCUUUGUCUGAUCGAGACUGGCUCGCUUCUCAGGCGCCCGUUUUGUAUGAAAUGGUGCCCACGGAAUAGGGUUCGAAUUGGAACACAAUUCAAUGGUAGUGGAAGGCGUGUUUGUUGCCACAACGAAAUGGACCUUGUUGUUCACGCACACGCGUCGGCGCCGUAGCGUAAGGGCCAGUACGACGACCAACAUCCACGAUCCGGCUCGACCCUUGUCGCCACGAAAACACAACCAUGCCAGCACAUGUCGAAUUGCUCUCGUUGUGUUCAUGUUGAGUUUGUUCAUUCAUCAUGGCCGUCCUUCUGGAGUCGGCGAGAGUGAUACACGCCUGCUCAAACGCGUUGUCCAGGGCUUCCCGACCAAAAAACUGCAAGCCUUUCGUUGGAGAGGGGUCGCUUCUCCGUUGACCUUGUAAGACAACGAUUCUUUCUGGACGGUUGGUCGUCGUUUCCCUCCCGGCGGAAGCGAAAACAGUGUUUUGAGGUUUAGCGCGCCUGGAGAUUGUGAAUUCUCUACAGCAGCGGGCCACCAACAAAGGUCGUGUU